Molecule: messenger RNA, 3579 nt
Organism: Onychostoma macrolepis
Lineage: Eukaryota; Metazoa; Chordata; Actinopteri; Cypriniformes; Cyprinidae
Gene: efnb2b
Product: ephrin-B2b
Exons: 5
Coding region: 534-1541 (335 amino acids)
Biological process (GO): ephrin receptor signaling pathway; blood vessel morphogenesis; axon guidance
Cellular component (GO): plasma membrane
Molecular function (GO): ephrin receptor binding
Source: RefSeq, a predicted model, not a curated record
CCUUCAGUUCGUCUAGGUGUCACUCAUUCAGCGUCAUCCAAUCGAGAGUAAUGUGGGCGGGGUCUAACGGCAACACUGGGUUGUCCUAAGAAGUCUCUGAGCACGUCUUGAGGGCACUCCAAGACUGGCAGAGUUGAAUGCAAAGACGAAGAACAGGAGAAGCACUGAUACUGCCUUUAGAUUAGACCUCGGCAACAUCCGAAUUUCACAGCUAUUCUGCCAUUCCACGGAACCUGCACCAUUUAACUGUUUUCUCUGCGUUUGUAAGAAUGUUCAUAGGCACUGUUUCCCAAAGGAUGCAUGUUAAAACAUUUUAAUGUCUAAAGAGCCUGAUGGAUUAUCACACAUCGUUUUGUUAAAUUUGUCCUUUAGAGUGCCAUUUGCGAUUGAGCUGUUUUUUUUUUUUUCGUUUCGAAAUCAAACGCGUUUUCAGCAGAUGACAACAACCGGCAAUAUCGGAUUCUUCUCGUAUUAGUGCCUGUGGAUCUCACUGUUAUAAUCAAAUUUGGACUGGUGAAUUGUUUUGCAUCGCAAUGGAUACAACUAUGUGGAGUUAUAUAUUAGGUCUUUUCAUGGUUGCUUGUCGAGUAAAACUGGCUCGAUCAACAGUUUUAGAAUCAAUAUAUUGGAAUACUUCGAACACCAAGUUUGUCCCAGGAAGGGGUGUAGUACUAUACCCUCAGAUCGGAGACAAAAUGGACAUUGUGUGUCCAAGAAUCAAGCCAGGCUCCACUGAGCACACGAACAUUGAAUACUUCCGGGUCUAUCUUGUUCCCAAAGAACAACUUGAGACCUGUCGAGUCACUAAGGGCGACAUGUUACUGCUCAACUGUGACAAGCCGGACCAGGACGUGAAGUUCACCUUCAAGUUUCAGGAGUUCAGCCCCAACCUGUGGGGCCUGGAGUUCUACAAAGGAAAGGACUAUCACAUCAUCUCCACAUCAAACAGCACUUAUGAAGGUUUGGACAACCACGAUGGCGGUGUUUGUAAGACCAAAUCUAUGAAGCUGGUCCUGCGAGUUGGACAGAGUCCUACAGAUUCAUUCUCAGCAAAAAACUAUCCAACUAGAUAUCCUCCAAAAUACCCCGACAGUAAGGACCAGAACACCUUCAGCAAAGAAAACGAUGCUGUCAACAGAGUUGACCCCAUGCAGAAUGGUGAGUCUGGAGGCAAGAGCGGAGAGUCCGUAGGAUCCGCUGGAUCUGAAGUAGCCCUGUUUGCUGGCAUUGCAUCUGGUGCCGUCAUCUUCAUCAUCAUCAUCAUCGCUCUGGUAGCACUGCUGCAUCGGCGUCAUCAGAAACACUCCGCCCAGUGCUCCGCCCAGCUGCCAUUAAACACGCUGCCCAAACGCGGAAGUGCUGCCAGUGGCGGCAGCAACAAUAACGGCUCUGAGCCGAGUGACAUCAUCUUCCCGCUGCGGACCUCAGGAAGCAUGUACUGCCCGCACUACGAGAAGGUCAGCGGUGACUACGGCCACCCUGUCUAUAUCGUCCAAGAAAUGCCACCGCAAAAUCCUGCUAACAUUUACUACAAAGUUUGACAGAGAAUGGACAACAAGCCACGGACACGGAAAAGCCGACCGGCUCUGUUUCAGAUGUUGGACAUCAGCGUUUUGAUGCCUCUCUGGCGCUCAGAUGUUUGUUGCAGAUGGUUUAGCUCUAUUAGCUGGAUGCCAGAAGGGCAGAAGUCUUGUUUAAUUCAGAAGAACUUGGUUUUGAGACUUGAUUCUGGAUUAGAUGUGGGUGCACAUGGGAAUUUGCUCUUCUGUUUAUACCUUAACAUGGAAAACUGGAUGACUUUCAAAGCCUCAUCUUACAGAUGAACAUGCAGUGAAUGCUGCAACGUCAUGCUGAAUAAACAUGAGAACUGAUUUUGUUACAAAAAUACUUUUUUUAAUUUAUUGUUUUUUGCUUAUUUUGAUGUUUCUAAAAUCCCAGAUCUUAAUUUGUGCACGAGAAGAGGCCUUUAUUCCUGUACUUUGCAAUUCGUCAAUGUGUUUGAGUCCAUCCGAUGCAAUUUAAGCUGAUAUUAACUGUUUGCAUCCCAAAGCUGGCCUGAUGGAUGCAUAUUACAUGUCAGUUCAGACAUUUGUAGCCCUUAUGCUGUUGACGUGCAAGCCGGUGUGGUCCAAAACGCAUGUGGUUCUUUUAUCCCCAUUUGCUUAUAACUUUUCAAACAUUUAUUCAAACAGCAAACAAACAAAACUAAAGAUCAACAUACAGAAAGAUCCUUUGUUGACUUGGUAAUGUAAAUACAAUAGCCAAGCAUUUAAAUUAUGCUUUUUGUGUGAAUCUGGACAUUGCUCAUGCAUUACGUUUCAUCAUUGAAUGUUCGGUUGAUUUUGUUCAGAUACUUCAGGAGUUUACUUCAGCAGACGUGAAGCGACUUGUUGGAUAUAAUGGACAUUUUUUUUGAAAUCUUGCAUUUGUUAAACUUGUUUGUUGAUUCUAGCCGAUAGUGUGUUGAGGGAAUUUCACAUUCCAGAUGGCUGACAAGGUUGAAUGAAAUGAUUCACCAUAGUCGCUUGUGCUGCUCUCUUAUUUUUUUUUUUAAUUCUUUUUUUUUGUUUUGUUUGAAUGAAUGAAUGAAUGAAAAGUUCACAAAAUUGUUUUCUAUUGUUCAAAUAAAAUAAGUGGCCUCAAAGUCAAAACACAAAUCUUGACUCAAUAUCUAAAAGCACUACUGUUAAAAAAUCAGAGGAAGAUAGAUAGAUAGAUAGCUUCAUACACAUCAAUACCUAUAGCAACUUUCAACUAGCUUUGGACCAAUAAUCAAAAACAAAUCAGAAACAAGACUGUCCACUCGUUAGGUUCUUCAUGUCCCUGGCGACUACAUAGGAAGCACAUACAUUUGGUUUAAUUUCCAAAUGACGCAUUGGGUCACAGGACACUCAUCCCUCUCCCACGGUGUAGUGUGAUGCAUUUCAAAAGAAGCACUCGCACCUCAUGACCUCAGACACACUUAACCGUCUCACACAAUCCCGGCUACACACACAUGUUCUCACACCGUGUUUGCGCUUUUUCUUACAGACUCAGAUAAGGACCUCUAACCUUCCACAGCACAUUAUAUGUGGCCCUUCCUCUCCCCUCUAACGCUACAAACAAUAUUCCACCCUGAAUACUAAGCAUGGAUAGAGCAGAACAGGAAACAGUGUGUUUUGUUUUGGAGGGACAGAACAAUGGGGUGGUAAAUCUACAAGUCAUGCCAGCUACCUGUCACAUUCGGCCAAAAGAAACACUUCUGUCAUUUUACAAAAUCCCGCAUCCUGGAAUGUACUCGAUUUUGAUGAUUUUUGCAAAUGCAUAAUGUAUUUUUCUCAUCUUCUCAAUCAUUGAAACAUGAACGGCGGUUUCUUGCACUCAGAAUUAUGAAUAUGCUAACAAUGUCUUGAAGUUGGUCAGAACUUAGUUUGUUUGUCUGAUUUCUAUUACCGACCAGCCAAAAUGUCAACCAAGACGAUUAAGCAGCUCAUAUUAGUCCAAUUUGACAGAAACCGCUGAUUAAGCUUGGUGUGUUAGGUUCUUCUUUGCGUUAUUUGAGAUGUUUUCUGAUUUUAAAUCUCUCUGAAUAGUUUUAUU